GGACCCGACAAACCAAGCCACAAUGAGUGCCACGGAAGGUGCCCCGGUAUACUCGCCGUUCUUCGGCGUUAUGGGCGCCGCCUCUGCCAUCGUAUUUUCUGCUCUGGGAGCAGCAUAUGGCACAGCAAAGGCUGGUACAGGUAUCGCAGCGAUGUCUGUCAUGAGGCCAGAGUUAAUCAUGAAAUCCAUCAUUCCCGUUGUCAUGGCAGGUAUUAUUGCCAUUUAUGGUCUUGUGGUGGCUGUACUCAUCGCCGGCUCUCUUGGUAGAGCCCCUACGUACGACCUGUAUAAUGGUUUCACCCACUUGGGUGCCGGUUUAGCUGUAGGCUUCUCCGGUCUAGCAGCCGGAUUUGCUAUCGGCAUCGUGGGCGAUGCUGGGGUGAGAGGCACCGCUCAGCAACCUCGUCUCUUCGUCGGCAUGAUCUUGAUUCUGAUCUUCGCCGAAGUAUUGGGUCUCUACGGCCUGAUUGUCGCCAUUUACCUGUACACCAAGUAAACGGUCAGUAGCGGCAUCCUAC
Messenger RNA from Solenopsis invicta (red fire ant), 518 nucleotides. RefSeq names its product V-type proton ATPase 16 kDa proteolipid subunit (gene Vha16). The record is from RefSeq and is marked provisional. Gene Ontology annotation, cellular component: proton-transporting V-type ATPase, V0 domain. Gene Ontology annotation, biological process: proton transmembrane transport. Lineage: Eukaryota; Metazoa; Arthropoda; Insecta; Hymenoptera; Formicidae. Gene Ontology annotation, molecular function: proton-transporting ATPase activity, rotational mechanism.